Messenger RNA from Talaromyces amestolkiae, 1740 nucleotides. RefSeq lists its product as uncharacterized. Bases 1 to 1740 code for a protein of 579 amino acids. The record is from RefSeq and is a predicted model, not a curated record. The transcript has 4 exons. Lineage: Eukaryota; Fungi; Ascomycota; Eurotiomycetes; Eurotiales; Trichocomaceae.
AUGACGUCCCGCGAAGACCAGAUCCUUAAACCCCGAGAUCCCUCGGUUGAAGACGAGAACGAAUGGGAAGAGUUCAGCUUGGCCGAUGUCAAAGUGCUGAUCCCUGGCAAGUCGCGUUAUGCCAAUCUGCUGGAUGCGUCGCCGGACAAUCCAGUGAGGGUCGUGGGGAGUUUGAAUGAGGUCGAAGAUGAACAGGGACAUUUGGUGCUCGAUGAAGACUACCUUUCGAAGCGCAUCGUCAUCGAAAACGUGACUCAUUACGCCUACGGUCAACAUGCCGACGGUGAGAUUGGCGUCUGGGUCGCCGGCCAAGCUGGCUGGUUCUCCAUUGUUCCCGCCAAAGGUUACAAGCCAAUGUUCAACGAUAUGGUAGAAGCAGUCGAUUUGCUGUACUUUUUAGUCGACCGUCAUAGAAAUCAGCGCCCGAGACGGAAACGCCGAGGUGGAGAGGUUACUUUUGAAUACUUAUGUGAUGAGUAUGUCACUCAUACGCACGGUAUUUGCGAGGAUAGCGAUGAUUCUGCGGAGGUUUUUUAUAAGCACGCUUCGUUUUUGCUUUCACAAAUGGUUCAGGGAAGGGAAGAUGUGGAGUGGAAUGAGACAGAUGUUUUUGAUCACCUGGUCAAGAAGUUCCCGGAUGAAUACGAGCGGGUGCUAGCAGCGCAGCAAAAACCGGACGAUAAAAUGGCGACGGAAGAUUUCGAAGGAGGCACAAAGAAGGAGGCGGUCAACAUUGAGACUAUCUCCAACUCCCAGGCAGACAAUAUAUUCGGUAUUAUAACGGAUCUCAAAGAGGCCGGUGCCUUGGCCAAACGUCAAUUGAACCUCGACUUGGUCGUGAGCACUCUGCAGAGUCGAUUCGACAUAGCCUCGGAAGAGUACGCUAGAAAUUUGAUCGCCGCCAGGUCGGCUCAAGUCAUUGAGCGCAUGGAGCACUCAGACUUUGAAUGGCAUAAGAAGGCUAUCUAUCGAGAACUGAAGCAGAUCGAAGAAAAGGCCGAUAUUCGUCAAGUCGCAAUCACUCCACUUCGACCUCGAACAUCUUUUGACGAAAGCACUAGCUCCUCCGAACAUGAAGACGAAAAUGAGGAUGAGGAUGAUAGCCCUCGGGCACGCAGACAUCGUAUGCGAAUGUCUGUAUUACGACCAUCAACGACAAAAGCAGGCAAAAAGACGCGCGGCGGGAAAUUUCCUGGAGCCGCUAGAGAUGUUGCACAAUUAUCUGAAGACAGUGAUGUUGCUGAAGACGUAGAAACGCCCAGCAAGUCUCGCGGCCACAACCUCGUCCGUGAUCCUCCACCAUCUGUGACAACUCUCAACAGCCGUGCGCGCUCCAUAUUGUCAGAUGCCGACUCCACUUCACUAGUUAUCCGAAGAACACCUUUACAAGAGACACAUCAAUCAGCGAAUCUAUCUGGCCCCGAUACAGCAUCCAUCAUUCAUGAAGACAGUAGCAUUGUCACCAAUGACUUACCCGAAGAUACAUGGAUGUGCUCUGUGGAAGGAUGCGGCAAGGUGAUAUACAAAGCCAGCUCGAAGCGAUCCAAAGAACUCAUCAGUGACCACACCCUAAUGCAUGCGGAGGACACGCAGACAAAACUUGAUCUCGUAUUUGCUGAGCAGAGACUCAAUCUUGGUCUUGGAGUUGAUAAUCUGUUGCGUCGCAUUCGUGAAUUUGGAACACUUGACGAUAUUAAUGGUGAUGACGUUGAUGUUGCUGCGAAACGAGUCAGAAGAUGA